AUGCAAACGACUGAGCAAACACAGAAUCGCAUGGCGAAGGAACUGGCAGCCACCGGCGAGUCAGCGACGCCAGCAGCCGUGGAGAAACAGUUGGAGAAUGCUCGAACCCAGCUGUCCGCCGCGUUGGAGGCCCUUUCAGCCCCCUCCUCGAAACAUGCACGGAACUCGGAAUCCGAAACACCCGAGUCCGAGUUCCCUCUCAUCACCUAUCCAGUGUCAAAGCUGACCUACCCUGAGUGCACCAUUGAGGUGGGCGAGCUGGAACAGGUUAGUAACUUCAAACUUGUGCGCGAACUGUGGCUCCGAAAAUAA
Molecule: messenger RNA, 312 nt
Organism: Dibothriocephalus latus
Lineage: Eukaryota; Metazoa; Platyhelminthes; Cestoda; Diphyllobothriidea; Diphyllobothriidae
Source: the annotation of a GenBank genome assembly